UACACAAGAUAUAAAUAUAACCUAACAAAACCCUACUCAAUAGGCAUCUUGGCAACAAUAAAAGUUGAAAAAAGUACUUAGAGAUUAGCCAACUUCGUACCCAGGUCGUGUGGCAAAAUGCCCUGGGAAUGAGAUUGAAGAUUAGCCUUUCUAAGUUAGUAAAUCUGAUCCAGGCUCUUUUAUUCUUAUUUAAAUGUCGCUGAUGCAUAUUUACGGCAGCGACACGACGUCUUUUUAUGAUAAUUAGUGUUGCAGCCGAAAAAUAAUGCUGAUUAGACGGCGUUGCUAUAUUGAAAAAUGAUUUGACAUAGUUGAUACACUUUGCAUACGUAAUAUAUGUAAACAAAGCCGGACGUACAUAUACACAGGGCAAAUUUUUCUUACGUUUCUUACUUUAAAAUUUUACUUAAGGCCUUUGUAAAAAAAUGCGUCUUUGUGAAUGUAGCUUAAAUAUUUUAAAAUAAAAUUAACAGUAUGUCGGUUUGAAUUCCAGCUGAAUUGACCAUGAAUGACCUGGCUUUUGGUUUAGGGCUUCUAAAAAACCGUUUUCUAUGAAAUUAAAUCAGAAAAUGAAUUACCAAAUUAGCGGACAAAAAGUGAUUGCACCAAGGGUACCCGGUAAGAGAGUCGAUUGAUAUAUAUUUUUUUGAAAUAAAAAUGGAUAAGAAACAAAUGAUUUAUUUCGAUAAAAUCGAUGUCUUCCUUUUAUUAACCUAUGCAAUGGAAUUCUUCUAUCUUUUGUAACAAUUUGAAUUCAAAACUGUAAUUAUCCAACAAUUGUCAACCUCUUGGAGACACUCAUACACUAAAAAAAAAAAAAAAUGUAGUCGGCAAAAAAAAGUCGGUAAGAAUGCUCGGUAAAAGCAAAAUACCUUUACAUAAGUUGAACAUAAGUUUAGUUUUGAGAUGUGUAACAAAUGUUAGAAGGAAUUCAAAAAAUAUUUUAUCCCUGUUAGGAAUACAAAUAAAAAGUGAGCCAAUCAGACUAGGACUUUUCUAGGUGAGGGAAUAUUUUUAAUCAGCGUACCAAUAUGCAUUAUGGUAUUUACUUCCCUGUGUAAAUAACUCGAGUAGAAGAUAUCACAGCUACACACACACAUAAGAGGGAUGUUUGAACAGAGUCUUCUCUGAAGUAGAUGAUGCAAUUACGCAUUGUAAGAAGAGGGGUCAAACACUGUGUUUUGUGUCUAUCGUUUUUUACCAGUAAAUGUAAAGAAAAAUAUCAACCAAUCACGAAAGCCAAUUUUGCCAAAUAAAAGGACUGGAAAGACUAAAAUAGUGUCAUUACCGACAACAGAUUUUACAAAUUGAAGAUCGAAGAAGAUGCUACUUCCAAUAUUUUUUGUAUUUUUCUUUAUUUUUACGGCUGAUGCAAAAUUUUCCAAUUGGAACCAAUGGUCGGCGUGCAGCUCACAAUGUGGAAAAGGAACAAAGUCACGUGAGAGAAUAUUAAUCCAAAGUCAUAACGAUUCUUGCUACAGUACCAUCAUCGAGAAGAAGGAAUGCAGUAUGCAUUGUAGAGAUUUGAUUAACUUGGCAAAGAACGCAACAGCAACAGCAUCAAGUCAAUUUUUGAAAGUGUAUCCAGCUGGAAGAGCUAUUGAUGGGAUAACAACAAACAACUUGCUCGAGAAAAGUUGCAUGCAUACAGCUAAAGAUAAAAAACCAUGGCUUAGAAUUGAUUUAGGAACUUUGAGAUUGGUUGAAAAGGUUGUAAUUCAUAAUCGCGCAGAUUGUUGUAGUGAGAGAUUAAAUAACCUAUUAAUUACUGUGGGAGAGAGUGCUAACGGGACAGGUAAUCAUAUCUGUGGUGGAAGAGAUAACAUGGAAGAUGUAAAGAAAACAACAAUUUCUUGUUGUCGAACUUUGAUUGGACGUUAUGUGCAUCUGACUAUACCCGGACCACAAUUCUUACACGUGUGUGAGGUCGAAGUGCUUGGAAAGUCUUCUGAGAUAACCAACAUUGCACUUGGGAAGUCAGCGUCGAUGUCUAGUAAUGCUGGUUACCCUGCUGGCAACGCAGUAGACGGCGACGAAAAUACCUUCAGUCACACAAAUCAUGAAGCAAACCCGUGGUGGAAAGUGGAUCUGGGUAAAGACUCAAUAGUUUACAAGGUCGAAGUGAAAGACUACAACAAUGAUGGGACCUACUCGAAGCAUGCAGUUAUCAGCGUGUUGGAUACGCAAAACGUUGCCAGAAUUUGUGGAAAUACAGGAGAUUUCAGAAAAGAAGUGACUGUUGUUUGUCAAACUCCUUUGUUGGGAAGAUACGUCAAAUUGCAACUACAUCGCACUGAUCACUUAAUUAUGAAAGAAGUCCGAGUAUGGGGAAGUCAAUGAACUUACAUUUUGUGAAAUAAAUCUACUGAAAAUAGAAAAACGGAA
This is a messenger RNA of Hydractinia symbiolongicarpus, 2385 nucleotides long. Its product is annotated as pentraxin fusion protein-like. The transcript has 6 exons. The record is from RefSeq and is a predicted model, not a curated record. Bases 1324 to 2340 code for a protein of 338 amino acids. Lineage: Eukaryota; Metazoa; Cnidaria; Hydrozoa; Anthoathecata; Hydractiniidae.